GGCCGGUGCGGUGCGGGGCGUCCCGGAGCGGGCCCUCGGGCAUCUGCCUCGCCACCUACCGGAGGUCGUCCCUGCCGCAACCGGGAGCAGGGAUCUGAGACAGCGGCGGAGGCGGCAGUCCUCCGACCCGCACGACUUCAAACCCGGUGCCCCCAGCCCCGCUCUUUGCUGACGCAGGCGUCGGCACGCCGGACUGAGCGUCAGCGCGCCGGAAGUGACAUCAGCUCACCGCGAGGGGCUGCGCUCUGCUGGGGAGUGAAAGGAACUUCGGAGUCCCGGCCUGCCCGCGGCACUUAAAAACGAAGCUGCGUGUGCUGAUCUGGAGCAGACCUCUGGUCUUGAAACUAGGCAGAGACGUGAAAUACGGGGCCCUGAUUUUCCAGAGAAUGAAAAAGGACAAUGUAGCCAAAUUUCUGAAAAUUCAAGAUUUUGGUUUCUAAUUGCAUUCCAUCCUGAUCCUCCACCUUACCUGGUACAAAGAAAAAGCUUGAGGCACUGUGGUCCAGGUGGCGGUACCAGUGGGAAGGAUGAAAUCAAAAAAGAUCUGCAACUUCCCAGACGCAGUGGCGCAUGCCCUUAAUUCCAGCAAUUUAGUAUGCCAACCUCUGCAACUUAGCGAGACCCUGCCUCAAAAUAUAAAAAGGACUGGGAAUGUGACUCAGAGUUUAAGCGCCCCUGGUUUUAAUUCCUCGUAUGAAUGAAUGAAUGAAUAAAUGAAUAAAUUCAAAAAGAAAAAGAUCUACAGCAACACUGAAAACAGCUCAAGCGCGUGCCAUUAUUUUACAGAAAUUCUGCAUAGGUGUGGAAAGGAAGAUCUUGCCCACGAUUUUACCAAGUUUGAUUUUUUAAAUUCUUUUCUGUUUUGAUUGUUGUUGGUACAUUUUCUCAAUUAACCAGAUUCGAAGAUGCCCAUUUUUUGAAAAAAGUGCUUCUCUUGUUUGCUCUUCGAUCAUUUUAAGUUUAUUAGUAUUUUUUUUUUAACAACAACAAAAAAAUACCUUUUUAUACACUAUCCUGUCACCUAGCUCAGGUCCUUAUCAAGUUAAACUUUUUUUGCGUAGACAUAGUAAUAUCUCUCCAUUUUCUUCAAACCCAUUUUAGAGGUCACUAACAGAUUGAUCUUCAAAAACACUUAUCAUUUCACUCCUCUGCUUAUAAAACAUUGCCUGAAGAGGCUAUGUUUCAAUCCUUGAGUGUUUUUCAUCUGUAAAAUGAGGCUAAUGAGAAGCACUAUAGUAAGCUGUGGAAAUAAAAUGAGGUCAUGUAUCUUGGAAAGCUUGCAAGAACUUUGUAAACCGUAAAGCAGUUACAUAUGGAGAAAGAAACUAACUUAAGUACCUGCUGGGCAUUCAGCUUGAAUUAUGUCAUGAUUUGCGGACCAGCACUGUAAAAUCCCGGGAUGCUCCUCGCCUCGCCUCACCUCCACUGAAGUACUCAGGGGUCCGAGAAGAGUGCAGUGUGGACACCGCGAGCCAUGAGUCCUUCGAGACUACAAGGGUCUCUCUCGCUGCUGCUGUUGAGCUGUUGCCUCCACGCGGCUGCCCGGAGGGACAAGGGGGUGGCUGGCAACGUGGCGAAACCCGCCUCUGGCCCCACGGGCAGCUCUUCUGGUCGCUUCAUGAGCCCGGAGCAGCACGCGUGCAGCUGGCAGCUCUUGCUGCCUACCCCAGGGGCCGCGGCGGGAAGCGAAUUGGCGCUGCGCUGCCAGGGCCCGGACGGGGCGCGCCACCAGUGUGCCUACCGAGGGGAGCCGGAGCGCUGCGCCGCCUACGGGGCUCGCCGCUCGCACUACUGGAAGCAGGUGCUGGGCGGGCUUCGCAAGAAACGGCGGCCCUGCCAGGACCCUGCGCCGCUCCAGCCCCGCCUGUGCGCUGGCAAGAAGGGCCUCGGGGCCGAGCUGCGCUUGGUGCCCGGAGCGUCCCUCCCGGCCGGCCCCACUGCCACCGGCUUCCCCCGGGAGCCCAGGCUAAGGGCCAGGAGUCGGGGGACGCCCCGGCAGUCCGCGCCCGACCCAGGCGCUGCGGUGGCGCCUUCCCCGAACUCGCCGCCCAAGGAAAAGUCCUCUGAAAGGAAGACCAGAGCCGGCAAGAGGAAGGCGGCCUCGGGUCCCUUGGAGGAGCGGCCCAUGGGGACCGGGCCCGGCUCCGACGGGCUGGACCAGAACGCAGAGCUCACGGAGACCUACUGCGCUGAGAAGUGGCACUCCCUCUGCAACUUCUUUGUGAAUUUCUGGAACGGCUGAGGCUGCGGAUUGGGAAGGGACAUGGGGACAGGUGUGAGGGAAGAGGAUGUCAGCGCGGUUGGGGCAGGGAAGCUAGGAGCAUCUUAGACCAAGGGGUACCGGGAGAGAGGUGUGGA
Sciurus carolinensis (gray squirrel) is the source of this 2358-nucleotide messenger RNA. It is a transcript of the gene Fgfbp3, whose product is annotated as fibroblast growth factor binding protein 3. Gene Ontology annotation, molecular function: growth factor binding. The record is from RefSeq and is a predicted model, not a curated record. Gene Ontology annotation, biological process: cell-cell signaling. The transcript is spliced from 2 exons. The coding region runs from base 1475 to 2242 and encodes 255 amino acids. NCBI's taxonomy places the organism in Eukaryota, Metazoa, Chordata, Mammalia, Rodentia, Sciuridae.